UUUACGUCACAAUAGUCGCCGCAAAACGCAGCCUCGCCAUUUUUUCACUUCUUUGUACGCUGUUCUCUGCAAAGAGAAUCGGGUGAUAAAUCGACUCGGUUUCUUAGUCAAUUGCAAAAAUAAUGCAAGGAAACAGGGGUCCUUACCAGAAUCAUGGCCCAAACCGUCAGUCUGGCCAGGGAGACCAAAAGAAACACGGAGGAAAUACGAACGGCCAGGAGCCGAGCGACUCUACCCAUCCGAACGAGGCCUUAACGCUGGACUUGCAAAGCUUCAGGAAGCCCGGUGAGAAAACAUACACGCAACGUAGCAGGCUCUUUGUCGGAAACCUGCCUAACGGAAUCACGGAGGAUGAUCUUGGAAAGAUGUUCGAAAAGUACGGCAAGGCCACCGAGAUUUUUGUCAAUAAAGACCGAGGCUUCGGCUUCAUCCGCCUGGAGACCAGGAUCAUUGCAGAGAUCGCCAGAGCUGAGCUAGAUGAUACCCUGUUUAGAGGUAGAACCAUCCGUGUCAGGUUUGCAACGCACGGUGCCGCUCUGUCCAUCAAGAAUCUGCCGGAGUUUGUGUCCAACGAGCUGCUGGAGGAGGCUUUCAGCGUCUUUGGUCAGAUCGAGCGAGCCGUGAUCAUCGUGGACGACCGAGGGAGGCCAACUGGAAAGGGAAUAGUGGAGUACACCAAUAAGCCAGCUGCAAGAAAGGCGCUGGACAAAUGCAACGAUGGCGCCUAUCUGCUCACGGCCUUUCCUCGUCCCAUCAUCGUGGAGCCCAUGGAGCAGCUCGACGAUGAAGAGGGCCUGUCAGAAAAGCUAAUCAACAAAAACCAGCAGUACCACAAAGAGCGUGAACAGCCGCCGCGAUUCGCACAGCCGGGCAGCUUCGAGUACGAGUACGCCAUGCGCUGGAAGGCCCUGAUGGAGAUGGAGAAGCAGCAGUAUGAAAUGGUGGACCGCAACAUGAAGGAGGCCCAGGAGAAGCUGGAAGCUGAGAUGGAGGCGGCUCGACACGAGCAUCAGGUGAUGCUGAUGAGACAAGACCUGCUGAGGCGUCAGGAGGAGUUACGUAGGAUGGAGGAGCUCCACAGCCAAGAGGUGCAGAAACGAAAGCAGGCCGAGCUCCGACAAGAGGAGGAACGCAGACGGAGGGAGGAGAUACGCAUGCGUAACGAGGAGAUGAUGAAACGCCAGCAGGAGGGCUUCAGGAGCGGCUUCCAGGGAGAGAGCACUGACCAAGACAUCAGGAUGCACAUGGGCUCCUCGGGCAUGUCGUCUGACACCACUACUCUCAUGGCAGGCCCAGGCAACGCAAACAUGCCUGGAGUUCAGGGAAGCUUUCCAAGAGGCCUUCCUGGACCUGGGGACUAUGUACCAAACAAGCAGCGCAGAUUUUAAACAUUAUUUGCAACUCAAUUGUAUUAUUUUUUAAGUUCAUACCAAGAAAAAAAUACUUUUGUUCUUCAAAAAGUGGCAUGUAUGUUUAUUUUUCCUUAUGUUGUACUUCUCAAUUAGCAUUUUUAGGAGAAACAAUUCCAAAUUUCUCAACUGAGCCAUUUUCUUCACACACUUUCAUAGUGAUACGAAAAGAUAGUUGUCCUAAA
Molecule: messenger RNA, 1594 nt
Organism: Corythoichthys intestinalis (scribbled pipefish)
Lineage: Eukaryota; Metazoa; Chordata; Actinopteri; Syngnathiformes; Syngnathidae
Product: non-POU domain-containing octamer-binding protein
Exons: 1
Coding region: 123-1388 (421 amino acids)
Biological process (GO): regulation of DNA-templated transcription
Cellular component (GO): nucleus
Molecular function (GO): RNA binding
Source: RefSeq, a predicted model, not a curated record